AUGCUAUUAACAGUAUUUUUUUACUUAAAUGAAAUAUUAAGUGACAACAUUCAGAUAUAUACAAAUGAAUUUGAUAAGUUAAUAGUAAAUAAUACAAUAAUUGAAUCCAAUAAUUGUAUUAAUUACAAUUCUAUUAAAAUAUCAUUUAAAGGCUAUACAUUAUAUUCAUUAAUUGAGAAAGAGUUAAUGGUUUAUGAAUUAAUUGAUGAAACAGUUUAUUUCAGUGAAAGACCAAUUAGUGAUGUUGAUAUUGUUUAUGAGAUGAAAUAUUAUGGAUUAACUUUACAUUAUUGGUCGUUUGUUUUUUUUAUAAUGUUAUGUUCAUCAGUAACAUUGUGUUGUGGAGAAAAACUAAUAGAAAUUUUAUCCAAUUUCAUAUAA
Hepatospora eriocheir is the source of this 381-nucleotide messenger RNA. The record is from the annotation of a GenBank genome assembly. Lineage: Eukaryota; Fungi; Microsporidia; Hepatosporidae.